Messenger RNA from Pleuronectes platessa (European plaice), 1310 nucleotides. RefSeq names its product nudix (nucleoside diphosphate linked moiety X)-type motif 9 (gene nudt9). The record is from RefSeq and is a predicted model, not a curated record. The coding region runs from base 44 to 1135 and encodes 363 amino acids. The transcript is spliced from 8 exons. NCBI's taxonomy places the organism in Eukaryota, Metazoa, Chordata, Actinopteri, Pleuronectiformes, Pleuronectidae. Gene Ontology annotation, molecular function: ADP-ribose diphosphatase activity.
UCACCACGCAGGGCGGCGUACUUCCUGGUUACGUUGCUCUCGCAUGUUGUGGUUGAUCGAUGCCUGGGUCCUUUCUGAAGGAAUGAUUCAUUUCCCUCUGCGGCGAAACUGGAUGUGCCGGAUCGGUCUAGCGCUCACUCUCCUCGGACUCCCCUGCACCGUGGCCUCCUCCGGACGAAGGUCUGCCAUCGCCUGCUCAUCCUUCCCCCCUUUCACCAGUAGCGCCACCGCCAGACCAAUCACUUCCAGUAGCUGUAACCUCUACCUGACCAGCGUCCUGACAAUGCCGACCUCAGCGGUUCCUCACGCAAAAUCCAGAUGCCCUCAGUAUCCAGGAUCCAGCAUCAAGCGCUUCCCAGUGCCCGAUAACCAGGUGGACUGGAGUCAGAACUGGCCGGAGUAUAAACCAGUCAGCCACACAGACUCUGUGGUAGCGAAGAAGCCAGCAUGGGCAGAUCCUGAUAUCGGAUCUUUCAGUCCAAAUUUCAACACUGUGGAUGGUUCUGUGGACAGGACAAGCUUCGAGGGCAGCUACAAGGUGGAAAACGGAAAGCCACUGAAUCCUCGUGGACGCACAGGAUUGAUCGAUAGAGGUCUGCUGGGACGAUGGGGACCGAAUCAUGCGGCUGAUCCAGUUGUCACAAGGUGGAAACUAGAUGCCAAAGGAGCAAAGAUACAGCACCCAGUCACCAAAAGGCCUAUCCUGCAGUUUGUGUCCAUCAAGAGGAAGGACUGUGGGCAGUGGGCCAUCCCUGGGGGGAUGGUGGAUGCAGGGGAGCAGGUCACCCUCACGCUGCAGCGGGAGUUCUCGGAGGAAGCGUUGAACUCUCUUUCGUUGUCGCCAUCGGAGAGAGCGAAAAUCAAUGAGCGCAUCACGACACUCUUUAAAUCAACAGGGUUUCAGGUCUAUAAAGGGUAUGUGGACGAUCCUAGAAACACUGACAAUGCUUGGAUGGAGACAGUCGUGGUCAACUUCCAUGAUGACUCAGGCGACAGUGUGAGCGAGCUGCCGCUGCACGCCGGCGAUGACGCAGGACAAGUCAAGUGGGCUGAUGUGGACUCGUCUUCCAGCCUCUAUGCAAGUCAUUCCCAUUUCCUGGAGCUGGUUGCCAAAGAGAGGAAGUCCCACUGGUAACCAAACCAAGACUGUUCCGACAAAACCAUGAAGGAAACACGAACAUUAGCAUCACUGCUCAAUGUGAGUGCUGAUAAUUAGAAUGCAUGACACCUAACCCUAUGUACCUCACUAAAUUUAACAUUAAAAUUACAUUUAUGAUAAUGAAAGCCUAAUAAACAUCUCAUUAACUGUA